Molecule: messenger RNA, 726 nt
Organism: Saxophila tyrrhenica
Lineage: Eukaryota; Fungi; Ascomycota; Dothideomycetes; Mycosphaerellales; Extremaceae
Exons: 2
Coding region: 1-726 (241 amino acids)
Biological process (GO): positive regulation of DNA-templated transcription
Cellular component (GO): nucleus
Molecular function (GO): chromatin DNA binding; transcription coactivator activity
Source: RefSeq, a predicted model, not a curated record
AUGUCGAUCAACUGGGUAAUGCUCGCGCCUGCCUCCACACCACCGUACACACCUCUACCAAGCGAACAAACCCUCUUCACAUCCUCCCCUCGAAUCGCCCUCAACCUCUCCACACCCGCACACUUCCCGGGCAAGCAACAGCAACCCUUCAACCUCUCUGUCCCCAGCGGACUACUCUACCUCACGAACCGCCGCGUCAUCUUCCUCCCCGACAAAUCCACACCCCAAAUCCAGAGCUUCGCAGCACCCAUCCUCAACCUCCACGACUCACACGUCGCAGCACCUUGGUUCGGACCAAACGUGUGGACCGCACUCCUCCAACCUACCUCCGGCGGCGGCAUCCCCAUCCCCCCUGGCGGCGCGGUCGAGAUCAAAUUCACGUUUAAAGAAGGCGGCGCCUUCGACUUCCACACCCACUACGAGCGCGUGCGGGAGCGAUUACAGCAGGCGAUGGAGGUGCAGAGGAUUGACGGGGAUGGGGCCGGUGCGGCGCAGAACAGAGUGGUUGUGGAGAAUGUGAAUUUGGAGGAUCUGCCGGUUUAUCAGGAGCAGGGAGAUGGGCCGCUGAUACCGCCGACUGUGCAGGAUGGAGGGAGGGAGGGGGGUGGGGUGGGGGAGAGGUCGAGGGAGAAUGUGCCGGAUGAGGCGCCGCCCGGGUAUGAGGAGGCGCAGAUGGCCACUUUGACGGAAGAAGUUGAGAGGAGGGCGCAGGAAGGGCAGCGGUGA